Messenger RNA from Scleropages formosus (Asian bonytongue), 2492 nucleotides. RefSeq names its product zinc finger and BTB domain containing 47a (gene zbtb47a). The record is from RefSeq and is a predicted model, not a curated record. Gene Ontology annotation, cellular component: nucleus. The coding region runs from base 288 to 2492 and encodes 734 amino acids. NCBI's taxonomy places the organism in Eukaryota, Metazoa, Chordata, Actinopteri, Osteoglossiformes, Osteoglossidae. Gene Ontology annotation, biological process: regulation of transcription by RNA polymerase II. Gene Ontology annotation, molecular function: DNA-binding transcription factor activity, RNA polymerase II-specific; protein binding. The transcript has 6 exons.
CCUGUCCCUUUAAAGGCUCCGACAAAACGCCCAUAUGAUCGGCGCGCUCCAAUCACCAGGUCCUCCCGCACGGUCGGCAGCCUCUGCAUUUUUUGUCUCUUUCCCAAACGCUAACAUGGCGAAAAGGGCACUGGCGUGAGGAAGAGGAGGGCGACGCCGGGAUCAUGAGGGACGCGAGGAAUGCCAACAUGCGCCCUUAGACUACGAUUUUGUUUUCAUGGAGAGGAGCCGCGCGGCCACCGGAAGGGCAAUCGGCGCUCCUUCGCUCCGCGACACCUCCGACCAAAAUGCUGAUAGUGGAGAAGACGACUGACUACCCUUCCACGGAGUUCUCGCUGGUGGAGGAUGUCGCCCUCCACUUCACUUGUUUGAUGGACAGACUGAACGAGCAGCGCCUCUUUCAGCCAGACCUGUGUGAUGUGGACAUAGUGCUGGUGCGCCAUAAGAACACCUUCCCGGCCCACAAGGGCGUGCUGGCGGCCUACAGCCAGUUCUUCCACUCGCUCUUCACCCAGAACAAGCAGCUCCAACGCGUGGAGCUGUCGCUGGAGGCGCUCACCUCGCAGGGCCUGCAGCAGAUCCUCAACUUCAUCUACACCUCCAAGCUGCUAGUCAACGGCCGCAACGUGCAAGACGUGCUCAACGCCGCCGCCGUGCUCCAGAUGAGUGAAAUUGCCAACUCCUGCCAAGAGCUCAUCAGCAGUCGCUCCCUGGUCCUCAGCGUAGAUAUGACCGACCAGGAUGGGCGUGGCGGUUCCCAGUUCUAUCGGGAGAUCAAGCAGGAGGUGGAUCAGCCCCUCUCGAAGCUGUACGCUCGAGAGAGCGACAGCCCCUACUCGGUCCGUGUGGAGGACCGUACGGGGAAACAGCACCACGCGGGUGUCCAGGCUAAACCGUACUUCAAGAAGGAAGAGGCUGCAGAAGGUGGCGCCGGACACCUUUGCAAGAUCGAGGGAGUUGCGCAGGGUUUGGAGGAGUCGGACAGCCACCCUUCCUUCAACCGGGAGCAGAUCAUCGUUGAGGUGAACCUCAACAACCAGACCUUGAACGUGUCCAAGGGCACCGAGGGCAAGUCCUCGUCCAAAGAGACCGCCGCUGUUCUGGGGCACGGUCACGGCAAGGAGCAGGACGUGGAGGAGGAAGAGGAAGGGGAGGAAGAGGAAGACCACGAGGAGGAAGAGAACGAUGAAGUCGAUGAAGAUGCUGACCUCGAGGAGGAAGAGGAUCCGGAUGAUCCGAGUGAGGAAGAGGAGCUGGGAAACACCACGGAGGAGGAUGAUGGAGGGGCGGACGAGGACAGCCGUGACAUUCCAGAAGCGAAAGCGGAGCGGCCGCGGCGCCACACCAGGGCUUCCGGAGGCACGGUCUCCUCGCGGCAGGGCCUGAGCGCCGCGACGAGAGCCAACAGGGGCCGAGGCCGCAAAAGGAAGGCGGAUCAAGAGAGCCUUGGCCAGAAGGUGAGGCUGGAGGAGAAGCAGCACUUCCCCUGCAUGAAGUGCCCUCGCGUCUUCAACAACCACUGGUAUCUGGAGAAGCACAUGAACGUCACCCACAACCGCAUGCAGAUCUGCGACAAGUGCGGCAAACGCUUCCUGCUGGAGAGCGAACUGCUGCUGCACCAUCAGACCGACUGCGAGAAGAGCAUACAGUGCGGCACCUGUGGCAAGGCCUUCAAGAAGCUGUGGUCCCUCCACGAGCAUAACAAGAUUGUCCACAGCUAUGCGGAGAAGAAGUUCUCCUGCGAGAUCUGUGAGAAGAAGUUCUACACCAUGGCCCAUGUCAGGAAGCACAUGGUUGCUCACACCAAGGACAUGCCAUUCACCUGCGAGACCUGCGGGAAGUCCUUCAAGCGCAGCAUGUCCCUGAAAGUGCACUCGCUGCAGCACUCGGGGGAGAAGCCCUUCAAAUGCGAGAACUGCAGCGAGCGCUUCCAGUACAAGUACCAGCUGCGCUCCCACAUGAGCAUCCACAUCGGCCACAAGCAGUUCAUGUGCCAGUGGUGCGGGAAGGACUUCAACAUGAAGCAGUACUUUGACGAGCACAUGAAGACCCACACGGGAGAGAAGCCAUACAUCUGCGAGAUCUGUGGGAAGAGCUUCACCAGCCGGCCCAACAUGAAACGGCACCGGCGGACGCACACGGGCGAGAAGCCGUAUCCCUGCGACGUGUGCGGCCAGCGCUUCCGCUUCUCCAACAUGCUCAAGGCCCACAAGGAGAAGUGCUUCCGGGUGAGCAACCCGGCCACCUCGGAGGGUGGCCUGCUAGGCCUGGACCCCGCCUCCCCGGUCCUCGGCUCCGACGUGGCGACCAACCAGGUGGUUCCGGUGAUCGCGCCGAUGGCGGCGGGGGACGUAGCGGUUCCUCGCACCCACCACGGGCCCCAGCACUCCGCCCUGCCGUUUCACUCGGUGGUCGGCCACCCCCCUCCUCCUCACCUGCCCCCGUUGCCGCCCUUGUUUCCCGCCGGUAGGAUCAACUCAAAUGACAAUUAA